Messenger RNA from Arabidopsis arenosa, 3839 nucleotides. The record is from the annotation of a GenBank genome assembly. NCBI's taxonomy places the organism in Eukaryota, Viridiplantae, Streptophyta, Magnoliopsida, Brassicales, Brassicaceae.
CAGAACCAUAACACAUCAAAAGUGAUAGAGAAUCAUUACACAUCAGAAGAUAUGUCUCUUAAGGAGCUCUCGAACGAAGACACGGUCUCAUCAACGUCAGAGAUUAACAACAAUGACGACGAAGCCGUAGCUUCUCAAGGUGCACGGAAUCAAGAGACUGAAGAGGACUCAUCAGAAGAUAUGUAUCUUAAGGAGCUCUUCAACGAAGCCACGGUCUCAUCAGCGUCAGGGAUUAACAACAAUGAUGACCAAGCCGUAGCCUCUCAAGAGACUGAAGAGGACUCAUCAAAAGAUAUGCCUGUCACGGAGCUCUCGAACGAAGACACGGUCUCAUCAGUAGCCCCUCAAGAUGACGUGAAUCAAGAGAUUGAAGAGGUCUCGCUAGAAAAGAUGACUGUGGAGAUUCUCGUCAGUAAAACUGAAUCUAUACAAGGUGAACUGUUUCGCCAAAUCUCCGAGAAGAAACGAUAUGAAGUACUUGUCUCAGUAAAAAAACGGGUUAUCUAUCUCGCAUCUGUUGAGCAAAGACGUGAACUAGAUGAAGUGAUUCGCCAAUUCGCACUUGCCCCCCAUCUGGGCGAGCAACAAGGGCUUCAAAAAAACUUAGUAAGACAACAUGAAAUUGAGAAAAUGAUCGCUGAUGAAUUCAAACUUCCUCCAGAAGUUGGCUCGGAUGAGAGAGAAAAGAUCAAUUUCCAAGAAAUAAAAAAGAAUAUGGAGGGUUUCGUCGAGGAUACUGAGAAAAACCAAAAUAAAUUGCUUGACGAAAUAUCCCUGAUAAAGGAAGUGCAACGUGAAAGUGUAUCAGCAACAGAACGAAGGAUACUUAUCCUCUUUCCUAAGUACAAAUCUCUAGUAGAUGAAAUUAAAGGCCGACUCGCCAACCAAGGGAUCAAAGAAGAAAUCUUACCAGUAAAACCAAGGAUUGAGGCCGUCCUCUUGGAGUUCAAAAAACUAGAAGAUCAACUGAAUAUCCCAUGCUUCGAGGCCUCCCACUUAGAUCAAAUGCUGAAAGAGAUAUUACACGCAACGGACCCCGUGCUUCAACCCCAAGAUGAGGUGGAACGCAGUACCGUGAUCGCUAACUCCGCUCGCCUACAAGUGAGAAACAAGAACGACUUCUCUGAGUUCAAUGUUUUUAGUGAUGCCAUAAGUCGCGGUGACUUUGAGAGUGUGAAAAGUCUUUUGGGCAGUGGCCAAUAUUCCAUUACACAAAGGAUUAAUGAGAUAGAAACGCCAAUUCACAGAGCUUGUAGCUGUGGGCACGAAGAGAUUGUGAAGGAGAUGUUAGAUAAAAUGGAUGACACUGAAAAAGUUAAGCUCGACUGGAAACUCCUAUACAUGGUUAUUAUGAACGGAAACCUGAAUAUAACGGAGGCGCUGCUUGAGAAGAAACCUGCCUAUUCCGAAACCCCCAUGGAUAAAGAUGGGAUGUUGCCCAUCGUCCUUGCUGCAUAUAUGUCCAAGAAAGACAUUGUUAAUUUUCUGUACAAGAAAACCUCAUGUACGGCGCUGCUUUAUGAUGACGGCUAUCAAGCCUCAGAACUCUUUGGCGCUGCCAUAACCAACGGAAUGUUGGACAUCGCACUGGACAUGCUCAUAAGGUAUCCGACUCGUCUUGCCUUAACCAAGCACCCCAAGUCAAAAGCGUCUCCAAUUGUUAGACUAGCCGCAUGUGAUGCCUUACUAAUCCCCGAGAAUCUUGGGUUUUGGGAAGGCAUUGUUUACCCAUGUGUCAAAUUCACACCGCCGGAGAUGGCUGAACGUCAUUCUCUUCAAGACGAUCCACCUCCAGAGACCACGAACCUAUUUCAACGUCACGUCUUGAGGAAGAUUUUUCAAUGGUUACCAACAUCAUUUGGAGCCGGUCACGUAUCAGAGCUCAAGAUGCGCAACUGGCAAGCUCGGGCAAUGCUAAAGAGAAUGAUGGAAGAGCUCUGCACUUUGGACAGCCAAGAGAUACGGCGUUAUAAAGUCGGGGACGGCAUUUAUCAGGCCGUCUUCCGGGGCAACUUGGAAUACAUUAAGAGCCUCAUCAAAUAUAAUCCGCAAUUUUUGUGGUCUAGAGACAAUUACUUGGAGGCAAACAUUUUUACCCUCGCCGUCGUCUCCAGGCAAGCCAAGAUCUUCAACCUCUACUAUGGCCUGGACGAGAGGCGCCUGACCCUCGUAAUGCAGCCGGACGGCGAGGGAGAAACUCUUCUCCAUGUCGUCGCCCAACCGGAGGUCAUCCCCAAGGGACCUCCAGUGGUUGCUCCGUUGGAGCUACAGCGGGAGCUUUACUGGUAUAAAGAGGUCGAGAACCUACUUCCAACUAGCGAGAGACAACGGAUGAACAAGGAGGACCUGGAGCCGUGGGAUAGCUUCCAGGAAAAUCACACAGAUCUCCUAGACAAAGCGGAAGAUUGGAUGAAAGGAACGGCCACUUCAUGCAGCGUCGUCGCAAUACUCAUUGCGACAGUCGCUUUCCAAGCGAUUUUCACCAUUCCUGAGGGUGUAAAGUCGAACUCUGAUCACCCAGUCAAGGCUGGCUUCUGGGUCUUUGUCAUCGCAGACGUAUUUGCUUUCUUCUUUGCGUGCACGGCCACCUUUAUCUUCCUAGGCAUCCUCACGGUGAGGUACUCGUUCCACGACUUCCUAAAAAGGCUACCCACAAAGAUGCUCUUGGGACAACUGUUUCUUUUACUCUCAGUGUGCGCCAUGCUAGUGGUCUUCUGCACGGCAAUCUUCACCGCAAGGCACCAACAGUGGUGGCAAAUUGUAAUAGUGGUGAUCCCCGCAUGCUUCCCCAUCGCGGCCUUCUUCUUCGUGCAGCGCCCUAUUUUCUGGAAGAUGCCACUCUCUCUCAAGCGAUGUCGUCGAGCUCCGGCGGGAACCGCCACUGUGUUUCCGGCGGAUCAGAAGUUCGGACUUAGGAGACAAGACGCUCUGAGAUCCUCUCGUUCGGUUUUCUUAGGUGAUGUCGUCGACGCUCCGGCGGGAUACUCACGCGGCGGCGUUUGCGUGCCUCCAUCCGUUUUUUUCGUCCCGUCUCCACGCAGAGAAGAACGUGGUGGAAGAUCUUACUUUAUGCUUCAAACCAAGAAUCCAUCUGGCAAGGUCCCGAACCAAGUCUACAUGACUAUGGAUGACUUAGCCGACGAGUUUGGCAUUGCCGACAACAUCGCGGCUCUGCUUUCUCCUAAAUCAGGGUUCUAUUGUGAUAUGUGGGUUGAUGGAGAGCAGUUCAUGACUGCUGAGCCUCCUGAGGUAGUGAAGGCUCGAAAUGCUUGUCCAGCUAUUCAUUUGUGCCCUCUGGCGAUAACUGAGGCAGACCGCGGGGUCCCUAGCAUUCUUAAGCGAGCGAGGGCAAUGUUUGAGAAGGUUGGUGUGGAAUACUAUGAGUCUGUUGUGAUAAGAGUAACCGGUUGUCCUAACGGUUGUGUAAGACCUUACAUGGCUGAGCUCGGUCUAUUUGGGGAUGGUCCCAACAGCUAUCAGGAUACGGUUUUGUCAAGGUUUUCGCGGCUUAGAGAAAGUGUUCGAGCCAUUGUUUUAUCACUGGAAACUAAAGAGGCAAAGCAAAGAACCAUUUGGAGAAUACCCAACCCGCAUGUGGCGGAAAUCACAGUGGGUGCAAUACAUGAUUAUUUGUUGAUGGAACAAAUGCUUAAAGUCCAUGUCAUUCCACCAAAGCAUGUUAACCCGAAUCUGUGAGUGACUUAAAACGACUUUGUUUCAUAAUGAUCAGUGAUUUUCUUUGCAAAUAGUUAGGGCAUAUCUAAUUGUGUAGGUUAGCUCUUUUACUUGGCUGCUUAUGUGCUGUGGGCUAUAUUGUUGAAUGAAAUAGCUCUCUUUAU